AUGUCUCUGCCGUCGCUCAUCUUCUCCCUCCUCUACCUCUACCUAGUCGGCUCCAUAUUCUUCGAUAUAGCCCAUUACCUCCUGCACCAAUGGUCCACGUCCCAAUGGAAGCUCCUCCGAACCCUCUCCCAAUGGCACCAAUACCACCACCUAUACUACAACCGAUCGCUGAAGUUCAACGCACGCUACAAACUCCAAAAUGCCUGGAUCGCCCUACCCCUCGAAAUGUUCUGCCAGGUCCUAGGAAGCAUAUUAGGCUGGGCCUUCAUCCAGGGGUUCCUGGUCAGCGAAGCCCUCGAUAGCAGACCCUUGUAUCUCAUAGUUAUCAUCCAGGUGGUUAGGACCCUUGUGGUGAUUGCUAUGAGCGGCCAGGACUCGAACCAUAUCGCCUAUGACACCGUACCUAAAGACCCGCAUGCCAUCCUUGUCGGCCCUCAAUUCCACGCGUUACAUCACGUCCACCCGGAGAAGUACAUGAGUUCUAUGGUAAAACUGUUCGAUUGGUUUGCAGGAACGGCAUACUCUUUAAGGAAUAAACGAGUCGUGAUGACGGGGGGCUCAGGGGCUUAUGGCCAGGCUAUUGAGAAACAACUGCACGGGGAGAAAGUCCGCAGCGUACAGAAACUUCAAUACGGAAGGGACUGGACGCAUGAUGACUUCUCUAAAACCAGUUCCCUGCUCGAACAAGCCGAUAUUCUCAUACUCGCGCACGGUAGCAAGGGCCCCGACGCUAUGGCUUCGAACUGCACCUCCAGCAUCCAGCUUGCACGGCGUUUCAUAGAAUCGAAGACUAAGACUGGGGAAGGGCGGAAGACACUCCCGGAGAUCUGGUACGUGGGAAGUGAGAUUGAGGUGCAUCCUGCCUGGGGCAUACCGACUCUGCAACGCUAUUCUGCCUCGAAGCGUGCCUUUUUGCCGUUCGCGCGGGCGCUCUACGACGACCCGCGGGUGGUCUAUCGGCAUAUCGUUCCAGCUGCUUUUGAGUCCUCCAUGGGAAAGGCGAUCGUUUCGCCGGAAUGGGCAGCCAGCGUAACGAUGUGGUGGAUUCGACGGGGGGCGAUGUAUGUUCCGGUGACUUACACUGGCCUUGCGUGUUUGAAUUUCUUCAAGUUUAUAUAUUGGGUACGUCCGAGCCGGGAUGGACUCGAAGGCAAAGACACGGUCAAGAUCGAAAAGGAACUUGAAGUUGAGUCUCUGUGA
Molecule: messenger RNA, 1200 nt
Organism: Aspergillus melleus
Lineage: Eukaryota; Fungi; Ascomycota; Eurotiomycetes; Eurotiales; Aspergillaceae
Exons: 1
Coding region: 1-1200 (399 amino acids)
Source: RefSeq, a predicted model, not a curated record